Rasamsonia emersonii CBS 393.64 is the source of this 2436-nucleotide messenger RNA. RefSeq names its product Transcription factor AmdA. The coding region runs from base 1 to 2436 and encodes 811 amino acids. NCBI's taxonomy places the organism in Eukaryota, Fungi, Ascomycota, Eurotiomycetes, Eurotiales, Trichocomaceae. Gene Ontology annotation, cellular component: chromatin. Gene Ontology annotation, biological process: regulation of transcription by RNA polymerase II; DNA-templated transcription. Gene Ontology annotation, molecular function: zinc ion binding; DNA-binding transcription factor activity, RNA polymerase II-specific; RNA polymerase II cis-regulatory region sequence-specific DNA binding. The transcript has 4 exons. The record is from RefSeq and is a predicted model, not a curated record.
AUGGCUCCCACCGUCCCCGCCGCGACCAGCAAUUCCCCGGCGAAGAAGACCUCCGCUCCGGAGAAGAAGUACAAGUGCCAGUUCUGUAAUCGUGCUUUCAGCCGAAGUGAACAUCGAAGCCGACAUGAGCGAUCCCAUACCAAAGAGAGGCCCUUCAAGUGCCUCAAAUGUCGUAGCACAUUUGUGCGCCGAGAUCUCCUCCUUCGCCAUGACCGCACCGUCCACGCGAAGGAUGGUGGCGUCCCCCUUGUGAGCGAGGGACGCCGACGUGGUGGUAACUCCGGCGUCCAGAAAACUUCUCCCGUUCCAGGGCCGUCAAAGCCAUCAAUUACCAUCGACCCAGCCACCUUGGAACAGAUCGAGGCAAGCAGCGAUGGUAUGGUCGACCUUGAAACUGCAGCCAUGUUGAUGACAGAUUUCCAACACAAGGCCGCGGCAGCUGCUACGGGUAAUAAUGUCCAUGAGCGUUCUGGUUCUGAUACGUCUUACUCGCCUGGUCGUGGGCCCCUCUUGGAGCCUCCUGUUGCAUACCUGUCUGGAAACGCGACGCUUCCGCAGAUGCCAUGGGACACGCUCGUGUCUCCCACAGAUUCCAAGCACCACUCCAUGAACACAAGCUUCACCUCCCAGGACGGUGGUUCACAUACGCAUCAGCUGCCUUCGAUCAUGGACCGGCAUGUCUCUAGAGAUGGUCUGGCACCGUCCGUGCACUCUCUGGUGGACUCGCUGCCAGUUUCGGGCAAUUCCACUCCCAAUGCGCUGUCACCGUACCCGUCAAUGACUGGUCCUGUCAGCCCUGUCAACUACCGCCGGUCCCCAGGGCCGAGCCAAGCACUGACAUCUCCAAAGGCUCCCCAAAUCGCAAACGAUAUGGAGCGGCAAAUCAUUGUGGAUCGGGUGAAGGCCGCAGACAGUCUGUCAACGUUACCCGAGGGCUUCCAGUUGCCUAAUACGGCUGCGUUGAAUAAGUACUUGUCUACGUAUUUCAACCUCUACCACCACCAUUUGCCUUUCCUGCACCAGGGUUCGUUCAAGCCCACGACUGCGUCCCCGCCUUUGUUGCUUGCCGUGCUUUCCAUCGGGGCUCUUUACACCUUCGAGCGUGAGCACGCCUUCAUGCUUCACGUUGGGUCCAAGGUGCUUGUGAACCAGUUCUUGCAGCAGAAAGACAACUUUGACUCGAGGAAAUGUCCUUUGUGGGCCAUGCAGAGCACGCUUUUGAACAUGAUCUUCGAGAGUUGGAGUGGUGACCCCAAGGGAUUGGAGUGGACCUGUUCGAUUAAGAGUCUGCUUGCCAACAUGGUCGCUGGCAAUCGAUACCAACUGAAGCUCCGAACGGAAGCACGCGAGGGCAGACAACCAACCCGUGAGGAAUGGAUCGAGGACGAGACGUGUCGUCGGACCUACUAUGCCGUCUACAUCUUCUUCGGCAUGCUCACGUUAACGUUCAAUCACACGCCUGGGAUGAGCUUGGAUGAACUUGACAGCUUGGAGCUCCCGUCAUCCGAAUCGUUGUGGAACCUCGAAGCUACGGAUGAGGAAACCUGGCGUCGCAGCCUGGCCUCCUCCACUGUCAUCACCGUUCGGGAAGCCCACGACCGCCUCUUCCAGGGUGAGCAGACGCGAUACAGCGCCUUCGCUACGCGGGUCAUGAUCAACGCACUGUUCCUUCAAGUGUGGAGCCACAAGCGUAGUUUCGAAGCCCUCCAGGAUGUUGUGACGGAAUACAAGCUUCGUCUUGCUCUGGAGACGUGGGAGAACUCGCUUGACGUGUGUGAGCCGGAGACGAUCGUGGUUCCUCUGAGUACUCCUCAAAAGGGCCACCCUCUCAUCUUCAAUUCCAUGGCCAUCUAUCGCAACACCCGUGCUCGGCUCGAAGUCGACCUCAAGUCUGUCCAGGAGGCGCUCCGUUAUCACUCGUCCUAUGAGGUUGCCGCGGCUAUGACGGUCGCUCGUGACAAGGUGAAACGGUCUACGGAGAUGAACAAGGUCAUCCAACAGUGCUUCGAAUGCAUUGAAAUUGCUGCUGUCCAGGGCAUCAACUGGGUUGCGAAGACCUCCGCCACGAACUGGAGUGUGGAGCAUCCGCUCUGUGGCUUGGAUUUGAUGGUCAUUCUCAGUCUCUGGCUCUAUCGCCUGGAACAUGACGAGGAGCCGGCUACUGAGGCUGAGAUUGCCCUCUACAGCAAGGUGCGGAGUCUCUUUGAUGACGACGCGAUCGACGCCUAUGGAAAACUCAGUUCCACCGUGGCCCGUGUCUGGGGUAACAUCCUUGACGGCGUGGUGGUAUGGGGCAUUACCAAGCUCAUGGGUGAAUCUUUCAAGCUCCAUGCUCAAGCUUUGGUCGGUUAUGAGGACUCGCUUCAUGUUGCCAAGGAUCAGCCCCUGCAGCCAAUGCCGACGAAGAGUCUGGCAAGUGUCGGCACAGCUUAUUAG